CGGCACCCGAGGCAGAGGAGGAGGCCCGAGAGCGACAUGUCCCGGGUUGCUGAGACAGAACGGUCCGUGGCGCUGUUUUACUGAGUCGGGGGUGGCCUGGCGGCCGGCCGAGGACGAGGGUCGGCAGGGGCUGCCCCCACAGUGGUGGCCGCCAUGCUGGGGCCCCGGGCAGCUGGAGCAGCCGCUGUGGCGCUUCUCCGACUGCUGCUGCUGCUGCUCUUGCCGGAGCUCCGGGAUCCGGGCUUCGGCGUGGUCGGAGCCGCUGGGGCCGGGCUGCCAGAGAGCGUCAUUUGGGCAGUCAACGCGGGCGGCGAGGCGCAUGUGGACGUGCACGGGAUCCACUUCCGCAAGGACCCUCUGGAAGGCCGGGUGGGCCGAGCCUCAGACUAUGGCAUGAAACUGCCCAUCCUGCGUUCCAACCCUGAGGACCAGAUCCUGUAUCAAACAGAGCGGUACAAUGAGGAGACCUUCGGCUAUGAAGUACCCAUCAAGGAAGAGGGGGACUAUGUGCUGGUGUUGAAAUUUGCUGAGGUCUAUUUUGCACAGUCUCAGCAGAAGGUAUUUGAUGUCCGAUUAAAUGGCCAUGUUGUGGUGAAGGACUUAGACAUCUUUGAUCGUGUUGGGCACAGCACAGCUCAUGAUGAAAUCAUCCCCAUGAGCAUCAGGAAGGGGAAGCUGAGUGUCCACGGGGAGGUGUCUACCUUUACAGGGAAGCUCUACAUUGAGUUUGUUAAGGGGUACUAUGACAAUCCCAAAGUCUGUGCACUCUACAUCAUGGCUGGGACAGUGGAUGAUGUACCCAAACUGCAGCCUCAUCCAGGAUUGGAGAAGAAAGAAGAAGAGGAGGAAGAAGAAGAAUAUGAUGAGGGGUCUAAUCUCAAAAGACAGACCAACAAGAACAGGGUGCAGUCAGGCCCCCGCACACCUAACCCCUAUGCCUCUGACAACAGCAGCCUCAUGUUUCCCAUUCUGGUGGCCUUCGGAGUGUUCAUUCCAACCCUCUUCUGCCUCUGCCGGUUGUGAGAACAAAUGGCCAUCCUCAGCAGGGUGGUGGGGAAUGGGAAGGAAACCAAACAUGGUGGUUUCUGUAUUGACAGUGUUUAGCAAAACGAAAAACAAACAAAACAAGACACACACACAGACACACACAGACACACACACACACUCACACACACACUCACGCACAUGAAAGAGAUAAGAAGAUAAGAAGCAGAGUGAGUAGGGGACAGCCCCACCUACCACUAGUCCCAGAGCUGCUCAGUCCUACUCUUUGUGGGUGGCCCCAGCUCUCUUUUUCUCUGGGGUACAUAGGUGGGUGGAUCCUUCCUCUCCAAGGAUCCUUUUUGCAUACCUAGUAGGAAGGACUCUGAACUCAGAGCGGUCAUGGUUGUUGUUUUUUAGGUUAGACAUUAAGAGCAGGAAAAUGUCAUAUAACCUGGAAAGUUAUAACCAUACUGGGAAUUGAUUGUGUUCUGAAUUUAUGUCUUAUGUGAUUUCAGAAGUCAUGGUAUUCAAAGUAUGUGUGUGGAGGAAAAUAAGUUGGAUGGUAAAGACAAAGAAAGGGGAAGAAUUGGAAAAAAGAGUGAGCGCUUCUUUACUUGGACAUCUUUCUGGGUUAGUCUUUUGAUGACUCCACCUCAAGUUUCUUCAUUGUCCUUUCUCAUCUCCUGAUGUGUGUCAGGUCCUCAAAUUGCCUACAACUUGUUGCCACAACAGAUGAUUUUGUUUUCAGUGCCUGUUGAAGACUUGAUUUCUUCUUGAUUUUUCUCUUAUUCUGGUUCAUUUGAAAUCUCUUCCCAAUUCUCACUCUCAAUUAUAGAGCUAAGUUAUUGUCGAAAUGGGCAGGAGACUGAAGAUUAGAGUUCUGUUUGCUUGAGUGUCUUACCCUCCACCACCUCACCUUGUUGGUACCUCCUUCCCUGAAUCCCUGAGCCAGCAGCCAGGAGGACCUGACCCAGCAGCUCUUACUGGCCCCUCCAUAGGGCCUUGCUGCCAGGGGACAGGGAUGCUUUCCAGCCUGCAGCAACAGAACACUUGACCUUAACAGUCUCUUCUGGUCUUUGGAUUAGAAAAGGCUUAUGUUAGCAACCUCAGAGACUUGAGCCCUGUAAGUGACUGACCACUGUCAGAAUGUCCAGAAUUUGAUGUUCAUUUAUCCCUGUGUCUUCUGUCCUACUUCAGCUAGUUUGGGUUUAUGCCUAGAGUCACCCAAAGAACCAAAACUGGCUGCACCAGCCCAGCUGUUUUCCUCAUUGAUCAUAAUCGGAUGCUUUACCACCCUUUCAGCCGCCUAGCAAGUAGCAGUCAAGAUCUUCUUGCCCGGGGACUGAAAGACUCCUAGUCAGCCAUGGUUCUGGAGGCUCUGAAUGUCUAACUUUAGCAUCAAAGUGUCUGUCUCAGAUUCCCAGUAAAUACUCUGUAGGGAUGAAGUUUCCUUGUUCCCCAACUUUUGAUCACCUUCAUCUAUUUGUCAGUUGACAACAGUGAGGGCAACCCAGCUAAACUAAAAGGGAUUUUUUAGGUCAGAGGCAGCAGGAUUUGUGAGUUGGAGCAGUAUAGAAUCUCAGGCCAGGCCCGUAUUUCUAGAAUGUGUUUAAAUUUUGAGUCUGCCUUAUCAGAUAUUUGAACUAUGUGACAAAGUAAGUAACUCUUGGGCUCAUAUCCUUACUUUGGCUCCUAAUGAUGACUCCAGACCAGCAUCUAGUCAUUUGAGAACUAUUAUUUUCUCUGUGGCUUAGGCCUGCCCUAGGUACUGAGUUGGCAGCUGGAUGGCUGUGGCCUGAGGUUGCUGUCAGGAGCACUUCCUGGAGUGCUUCCAAAGGUCAUUCCUCAGGAUGAGGUACUGCUAUGGUCUUGGGGACCAACUGCUUAGAGCAACGUUUGUCCUGACUAAUUGGGCUUCUGACAGUGACUUUGGUUCCUGGUCCAUCACUAUUUAUAAACCUGUGGGCCACUGUCAGCGGAUUAAACAAAAUGAAGGAGAACAGCAGCCUCCAUGUUGCCUUGUUUGCCUGGGUCUCUGAGAAAGGGUGUGUGUGUGGGGUCCUGCCUCCUCACCCCAACUCUUCCCUUUGGUGACUCAGAGCCUCAGAAGGAAACCCUGACUCCUGGGGCCGUUUCCUAUGGUACUGUAAGCCAAGCAGCUCUACUUCUGCCUCUGUUUCCAAGCCCACCCCUUCCCGUAGGGAUAGGGACGGGUGCUUUCCUCUCUAGUUGUGUCCAAACGGAAGGAACAUCUUUCUGUAGCUAACAAAAACUAAAAGGGAAGUGAGGAAACAGCAGGGAAGGAGUAUGGUGGGGGCUGGGGUAGAGUCCCCUGAGCCAAGCCUGCCCAGCUAAUAAGAGCUGCUUAGGGCUGGCCACAGCCAGCUCAUAAUGUUGAACUUGAAAGCUUUUUUCCCCCUCCUCCAAGAUGAUGUAGGUACAUGAGGUUUAGGUUAAAGGGAUUGGGUGGGGUCAUGCUUUAUUUUUAUUUUUGUAUUGUAUGUGUCAAGAAUUACUCCAUUGUUCAUUUUGCUUUUUGCACUGUUCCCUUCUCUGUGUUUUGAGAUAGUGCAAGGAGUGUGCCUGGGAUUGGAUGCUGUGAGUGGUACCACUGAGAGAGUUGGACAGGAGAGGCCCAGGUUUUCUGUUUGAGCUAUAGUCUGAUUCAGGGCUUUAGAGUCCACUAGUCAAGCUGGCAGAGGUAAAGGACAGACAGCUUCUUUUUGCCUGAAAGGUGUUCCUCUUAACAUUUGUGGGAGGAGCAAGCAAGGCCAGCUGGGUAGAGCCUGCAGGUCCAGUGUGGUUUAGUCAGGCCAGCUGGCCUCUGAGUUGCUUCGGGUCUUAUUCAAACUAUCUUCAACAUUGUGCCAAUAACUGAUUUGUGGGGUUCAUGUCUCUCAAACCAACUCUAUUCUUCUGGAAAGUCUCCACUUCUAAUGAGAAGCUGCUCAGUGGAUACCCACAGUUCUGAUAGUUAAAAGAUAGUCUUCACAAACCCAUGGUGUCAGAGGGGCCACCUGUUGAUUAAAGACGUGGCCUUGUUUUUUUGCUUCUUCUGACUAGGAGAUCCCAGGGUCAUGUGAGUGAGCCUUGAUGAGGCGGGUAAAGUUUACCUUGUCUGAUGCCCGCGUUCUGUGCCUGAGCAGUCUUAGAGCUGUGGUCUGACUCCUUUGCUUUUGUUGAGAAGCUUCUGUUUUAAGGAAUUUCUCUUGUUCUAUCCCCAGCCUCUCCUGGGAAGGCCUGGCCCUGGUCUAGACUCUUAGCUGAGAAUCUGAGAAAAUGGCAGCAGUACCCUUUCUUUUAGCACUCAGAUCCCCCUCCUUUGAAACUGGCUCACCUGGAGGAGUCCAGGGAGGCAUCAGUAGGUUCUCUCCCUCCCUGGGAACUGGGGAAGGACCCACCCCGGUCAGCACAGUGCCUUUUUCUCCCCUGCUCUGAGUCAGGUGGGCAUCCCUAACCCUCUAUAGAUUCAGGCCUGGGCAGGGGUCCUACAGUCCCUGCCAUGGGGCUGUUUCCCUAUCUCUCCCUCCUUGCUGGCCUACACAGACAUUAUUCCAGUGUCUUCUUGCCUUGAGGAACCUUAAUGGAAUUGUGGCCACCACAUGUGACACUUCUCUGUGACUAUAAGGACCUAGGAGAACAGGUGAGCUUUCUCAAGUGAGAGACUAACAGAUGCUCCUGCUAUUAAAAGACAAAGCUAGGGAGACUACUUUGGGCCUCCUGUUGUGGCCUCUGAAGAAGGCGAUUCUCAGGUAAGACUGACUGAGAGUACACACACAGGAGCAAAACCACAGACACCUAGGGUCUGCUCGGAGAUCACAGAAGAACUUGGCCUCUCUUCUGUGGAAGAUGUAAUUAGGGAUCAGAGUGUGCUAAGAAAAUUGCAAAGAAGCCUUACUGCCCACACCAGAGAGCUCAGGGUGACUUUCUCUUCCGGCUGGAGCUAAAACUCUCUGUGUUCGGACUUCUCCUCAGGCAAGGGCUAGAUUUCUUCAUAAUGAUAGAAGACUACCUUGGCACUGGUGGUCAGCUGCCUAGGGAGGCCUGGUUUCUUUGUACGUGUGUGGCUUGCGACCUUCCCCACCUGCUUUUGCUUCAUUUGCUCUGGGUGGUGAGAUCAUCUUGCUAAGAGCAGAUUUGGGGCUGACUCGGUUGGCAGGAAAAGAACAGAGUGGAUCUCUUGGGAUGGGUUCCUCUCAGGAGUGUAAAAACAAGGGGCUGCGAUUGUGCUGGCAGCCAGGGAAACAGUAGUGCCUGUUGAAGUUGGCAGAGAGGGCCUUGGCACGCUUGCAUCCAGGCAGUCUUGUGCGAUGGGAGCACAUAGCAUCGGGAGAAGCAAAACUCCAUCCUCACCUCUAUUUUGAGCUUAGUGCUUUAUUUCGGUAUGAGGAAAAACAACAACAAACUGAAGUGUGCUUUCCGUCCUUUCAAAGGACAACUGUCAGGAAAGGAGAGCUGAGGUGCCAGGUGGGGGGGAGACUUGGCAAGGAGAGAUGUCGUGGCAAAAUCAGGAAAAGAGACCUUCUUGACUCUGCUCUUCCUUGGUGUGCCACGAUCCAGGGAAUGAAAAGAAAUUUGACCCUGGAUUAGUUCCUUUGUUGGAGUUAAAGAACAUUGCCUUUCCACAAAGUCCCGCUGGGAUAGGAUGGCUAUCCAUUCUUAGCUCAAGGCAGUCUCUUCAGCCACUGUUGGCCCAACCUGGCUUGUUAGGAAACUAGCCCCACUGCUCAGUAUUGAACCUGGCUGCUUUGUGUGAAACCGCAAGUAUUGGAGAAAAAACAUCAAAUCCUUAGUAGGUCCUGUAGCUCCUGUUCCUUCCCAUCUUUCCCUGCGAGGGCAGGCUGACUUUGUGGCCACACCAUGCAUUUACAGCAGUGCAUACCAAGGUAUACUCGAGGGGCUUUGAACCUGCUGGCCAGGGAAGCAGUAGGGGUGGAUAGAGCUAUCUUUCCUUCCGGGCUGUCUCCAUCAAUCUCUACCCCUUCCAUGCCCCACCCUACUCCCACCAAAAAAUUUAAAAAAUCAGGAUGUUUUUCACUGUCCAUUGCUUUGUGUUUUAAUAAACAAUUUGCAGUGAUA
Myodes glareolus (Bank vole) is the source of this 6063-nucleotide messenger RNA. RefSeq names its product malectin (gene Mlec). The record is from RefSeq and is a predicted model, not a curated record. Lineage: Eukaryota; Metazoa; Chordata; Mammalia; Rodentia; Cricetidae. Gene Ontology annotation, cellular component: membrane. Gene Ontology annotation, molecular function: carbohydrate binding.